Molecule: messenger RNA, 1491 nt
Organism: Cladophialophora psammophila CBS 110553
Lineage: Eukaryota; Fungi; Ascomycota; Eurotiomycetes; Chaetothyriales; Herpotrichiellaceae
Exons: 2
Coding region: 1-1491 (496 amino acids)
Biological process (GO): protein K63-linked deubiquitination
Cellular component (GO): endosome; membrane
Molecular function (GO): metal-dependent deubiquitinase activity; K63-linked deubiquitinase activity; protein binding
Source: RefSeq, a predicted model, not a curated record
AUGUCGGCUCUCAGGGUGAGCAUGGGCUCACUGCACCCCCCUCGAAAUGUCCAGCAAAUUACCAAAGCCGCUCAAGACUACGAAUAUGACGCCCAAAUUCCUCUGCGAUACUGGCUCCGGUCUGCUCAAGCCAUGCUGAAAGAGGCAGAGGUAUAUGUCCGGGAAGGUGAUGAAGAGACAACGUAUCUUCUCCUCUUCCGACAUGCCCACCUUAUCCUUUCUCAGUUGCCGGCCCACCCGCAAGCUAGGGAUAAAGCAAAUAAACUGCUGUUAAAGGAGGCGGAGAAAGAAGUCAACGAGAAUUUCAAGGUCUUGGAUUUGCUAAAGCCCCGAAUCAACGAGCGAUAUGAGCGUUACGUCAAGGUGAUCAAAGAGAGGGAGGCAAGGCGGAGUGCACAAGCGCAGAAUCAUUACGCUAGUGACCCUCCAAGUCCGCGGCCGGCCCAGGCUCAAAGAGCCCAGCAACUCCAAGCACACGAAAAUAAGGAGCUGGCUGUCAGACUUUUGCAGAAGGAAAUCUCUAGGAGAGCUGCGAGUCGACAGGCUGCGCUGCCGUCCGGGAACGAGGCAGAUGAUUUGUCACGGAGGUUGCAGGAGAUUCGAGCCCGAGUAGAAGGGAGGUCCAGUUCCUUCCCUCAGGGCUCAAUCACCCGGCCGCCGGCACCCAUGGGCAGCAACGUGACAUAUCAGUAUCCGACCAUCCCUGCGCAUCAUAUUCAGCCGAUGCUGAGUUCUCCAAUACCUCAUGUAUUAUCUCCCGACGUCCGGAGAGAUAUUCCAGUUCCACCUCCAGCUUUACCUCCAAAACCCAGUAGCAGUGUGGCUGCGCUCCCGCCGCGCCCAGAGAAAGUGACGGAGCAACCUGCGGUGAGGUCACAGACACCUGAACCAACGCAUAUUUUUGCUCCUGCGGCAUAUCUGGAAAACGGCACGCCAUUACGAACUAUAUUCCUACCACCAACAUUGCGGACAACCUUUCUGCGACUCGCGCACAAAAACACGUUAGCCAAUCUGGAAACCUGCGGCUUCCUAGGCGGCACGCUCAUCGCCAACGCAUUCUUCAUCAGCAGACUCAUUAUUCCCUCGCAAACGGCAACCUCGGAUACGUGUGAGAUGACAAAUGAAUCACAGCUCUUCGACUAUGUGGAUUCGGAGGACCUCAUGAUUCUUGGUUGGAUACAUACCCAUCCGACGCAGACGUGUUUUAUGAGUAGCCGAGACCUGCAUACCCAUGCGGGAUACCAGAUGAUGCUGGCGGAGAGCGUGGCAAUAGUGUGUGCUCCUAGCAAGGGAGACACGACCCGCGGUGGCGACUGGGGCGUAUAUCGGUUGACGGACCCUCCUGGGAAGAAGGCCAUCCUCAGCUGUGAGCAGCCCGGAAUCUUCCAUCCGCACAGUGUCGAAAAUAUCUACACUGACGCGCUCCGACCGGGACACGUCGUGGAGGCUAAAGGGAUGGAGUUUGAGGUGGUGGAUCUUCGAGAUAAGUGA